AUGCCACGUAGAGCUCUUCCGUUACGCCAUGUCAUCCACUCACCAAGGCUAUGUGAUGUUAUUGAAAACCAAAAAUCAAUGCAACAAGGUUUGUACACAAGAGACUUCAGAUCUUGUGAGCUGUCACAGAAGAUAUGGAGGAGCAGCCCUCUUGGCAUCGUCUCCAAUAGUACGGGUAACGUUAACAUUGAGCAUUGGGUCAUAAAUUUUAUGAGUUUGUUUUUUCAGCAGGAUGAUGGAGAUGCAGGAAGAUUAGUUACGUUUUGUUCAAUUUUGUGGUCGUUAUGGCUGCAUAGAAACGAAAUCUUGUUCAGGGGCAUGAGUGUUAAUAUGGAGGGGAUUCUCCAUGGAGCACAGUCACCUGUCCAGCGAUGGGAAAAGGCGCAGGAGCUGCAAGCUUCAAGGAGACUUCUCCAAGGUGCCUUAUUACCCAAGAAAACCAACACCAAGAUUACAGUGUUCACACACGGGCAUUGUAGAGGAGGAGGGUUCAUAUCCGUUGUCGUGGAUGCCUCUUGGAAAGCAAAGAAAAAGGUCAAGCAGAAACACUGGACUGCAGCAAUUGGUUGGGAAGAAGAAACGAACCACACGCCUAGGGUCAAGGGAGCAUAA
Molecule: messenger RNA, 612 nt
Organism: Spinacia oleracea (spinach)
Lineage: Eukaryota; Viridiplantae; Streptophyta; Magnoliopsida; Caryophyllales; Amaranthaceae
Exons: 2
Coding region: 1-612 (203 amino acids)
Source: RefSeq, a predicted model, not a curated record